Symbiodinium sp. CCMP2592 is the source of this 339-nucleotide messenger RNA. NCBI's taxonomy places the organism in Eukaryota, Dinophyceae, Suessiales, Symbiodiniaceae. The record is from the annotation of a GenBank genome assembly.
AUGGGUACUCGUCAUGUCUUGCUUGUCUCGCCCAGCGAGGGGAGAGGUUCUACAUGUUGGAAGCCAGCUGCUCCCCAACGCAGGGGGAACGUGUCUGGGGAGCUCUUCCAGUUCAAUCCACCGAGCUACACCAUCGUCGAUGCCCCGCCUGGUAGCCCAUGGUCCGGUGGCCGUGAGGCUGCUGCGGCUUCUGCAUCGACAGCAGACCAAGCUGCGCGGCCACAGAGUGCUGGGGAGGCUCAGACCAAGGCAGCUACGUCUUUUCCCAAAUUCACCGAAGGCAUCAUGCCUUCUGCUUGGAACCCUUUUCUGUACAUCAAGACUGCUUUCGCACCUUGA